AUGAGCUGCUGCUGCUCCCCUUGCUGCUCCCCUUGCUGCCAGCCAACUUGCUGUCAGACCACCUGUUAUAGGACCACCUGCUGCCAGCCCACCUGCUGUGGCUCCAGCUGCUGCCAGCCUUGCUGCUGCCCCAGUUGCUGCUACACAACCUGCUGCCAGCCAGCUUGCAGUGGCCCCGUCUGCUGCCAGCCUUGCUGUCAGAACAUCUGCUGUGGAAACAGCUGCUGCCAGCCUUGCUGCCAGCCAGUCUGCUGUCAGACCACCUGCUGUAGGACCACCUGCUGCCGCCCCAGCUGCUGCUGCAGCCCUUGCUGUCUUUCCAGCUGCUGCCGCCCUUCCUGUUGCUGCUCCCCUUGCUGCCAGCCAACUUGCUGUCAGACCACCUGUUGUAGGACCACCUGCUGCCAGCCCACCUGCUGUGGCUCCAGCUGCUGCCAGCCUUGCUGCCGUCCAUCCUGCUGUGGCUCCAGCUGCUGCCAGCCUUGCUGCUGCCCCAGUUGCUGCUACACAACCUGCUGCCGGCCAGCUUGCAGUGGCCCCGUGUACUGCACGAGAACCUGCUACCAGCCAACGUGCUGCUGCGUGCCCGGUUGCCUAGCCAAUAGCUGUGGGUCCAGCUGCUGCCACCCUUGCUGCCGUCCAUCCUGUUGUGGAACCAGCUGCUGGCAGCCUUGCUGCCAGCCCAGCUGCUGUGAGUCCAGCUGCUGCCAGCCCACCUGCUGUGGAACCAGCUGCUGCCAGCCUUGCUGCCGCCCAGUCUGCUGUCAGACCACCUGCUGUAGGACCACCUGCUGCCGUCCCAGCUGCUGCUGCAGCCCUUGCUGUCUUUCCAGCUGCUGCCGCCCUUCCUGGUGCUGA
Messenger RNA from Choloepus didactylus (southern two-toed sloth), 858 nucleotides. Its product is annotated as keratin-associated protein 4-12-like. The transcript has 3 exons. The coding region runs from base 1 to 858 and encodes 285 amino acids. Gene Ontology annotation, cellular component: keratin filament. The record is from RefSeq and is a predicted model, not a curated record. Lineage: Eukaryota; Metazoa; Chordata; Mammalia; Pilosa; Megalonychidae.